UCCGCUGUCAGACUAACAACGACCUGAGGAGGUUUUCCCCCCUGGGAUCACACAAGGCAACAAGCAUGCUUUUGGAUUUUUGGUGGUUCGAAUUAUCUGUCAGAAGCUUCACUUCUAAGCUGAAAGACCCGUCCGUGUAUUUGAUGUCAUACUAUUUUUAUUUGUCAGUGGCACAAUGUUUUCCUCUGCUUUUGGAAUGGAUAAAGACACAUGCUCAUUCUGAGGAGAUCAUCAAGAGAAAAAGGUCGUGUCUUUCAUCAGUCUGCCCAGGAAAUGUCGGAUGGCAAGAAGCUCAGGAAAUGGUCCAAUGGUACAUACAGGUCUCGCUGCCUAUUCUUCCCACUGGCGCUGCUGGCAGUGGUUUUGUUUUUUUACAACAUAACCGUCGAGAACAGUGACGGUAGAGCUAGACUGUGGAAGCAAUAUGAUGCAAAAAAAUGGUGGCAUGGUCAGGAAAGUUCAAGUCAGGGCAAAGAAAUUGACCGGACGACGACUGCAUCUGCUAUCGUUUGGGAAACGCAGUCAAGCCCAUACUUUGUAGCCUAUCCAUCCGAGUAUCGCUUCAUUAUAAAUGAGCCCCAAAAAUGCGAAGAGGAGAAACCUUUUGUGGUGCUGAUGGUUCCCGUGGCGCCCUCCAGUAGACGUCGUCGUGACGUUAUCCGCAGAACAUGGGGAGGGCAAAGAGAAGUGUUGGGGAAGCGCGUCACUGUGUUCUUUCUCCUGGGUCUGCAUACUGGGGAACCUGUCGAGCAGCUUGAAGAGAAGUUGCAGCAAGAGAGCAAAGAGCAUCAAGACCUGAUCCAGAGCAAUUUUAUGGACUGCUAUAAUAACCUUACUAUCAAAAGCAUGGUGAUGCUCGAAUGGCUGGACUCCUAUUGUUCUGGCAUCCCUUAUGCCAUGAAGGUUGAUUCUGACAUAUACCUCAAUUUGCAAAAUCUCAUUACCAUGUUGUUAAAUGCCCCCGAAACAAACUACAUGACUGGACAUGUGGCCAAAGGAGCAGAGGUUUUUAGAGAUCCCAACUCCAAGUGGUAUCUCCCAGCAAAUAUUUACCCCAAACCAUUCUACCCAAGUUAUGUUCUGGGACUGGGUUAUGUUCUGUCUUUGGACCUGCCAAAAAAGCUUCUGGAAGCUUCCAGACAUGUCAAAGCUAUAUACAUUGAAGAUGUGUACUUGGGCUUGUGCAUUGAGUACCUGGGCAUCACUCCCAUGGAUCCUCCGGAUUGGAAUUACUUCCACUUCGUGCCUGUGCCCUACGAUCGUUGUGCUUAUUCCGAACUUGUUGCCACCACCUUGGAUGAAGAUACCAAUCUCGAGUGGGUUUGGAAAGACUUGCAACGAGAAGGAAAGGUCUGCUGAUUUGAGUAUCACACUAAAUUAUGACUUGCACUUUUAUAUUCCAGCACAUUAAACGUUUAUCUGAACUUUUUGUUUAUUUACAUUGAGCACUUAACAAUAAUCAAUAUUUAUUUUCCGCUCUUAUUUGUCAGAACCUAUUGGUUUUAUUCACUUUCCCCUACUUUUCGUGUCAUGCGACUUUCAAUGUGCAAUAGAAACAUGUUGGACAUAUUAUAGAUAUGAGUAAUUAAUACACAUUUUUGCUCAUUCAUUUGUUCAAUAAUAUACUGUACUAUACUUUCAACAUUGUUACUGUUUCUAUUUCUAUUUUACUGUUUUGACUCUUUGCCAUGUUUGACUGACACAGUGCAAAUUACUGUAGUUUUUUAACUGUAAGCUGCAUGCACCAAAUUUUACAAGAAAAAUGUUUGUUCACAUAUAAACCAGAUUGGACUGUAAGCCGCAUUUGUCCAAAUGAGACAAAACUACCUCAUGUUUGAUGAGUCAAAUCUUCUCUAUAGUUCAUAUUAGUUACAGUCACACUGACAUUUCUGUCCUUAUCUACAGUAUAUGACUGAAUGGCAAGACUUUUAAUAAAAAUGUGCUGCUGUGUGUUUUGUGGAAAGCUUUAAACAGUAACUCUCAACUGGUCAUAAAAGAUAGUAAGUUCAUGAAUAAGCAAUUUGACUAAGAUUAAAUGAUUACAUGGUAGUGCACCAUUCAAAGGGUUGAAAACGUGUUAUUAGCUCCUCUGAAAAACACUCAAACUACCACAAUACAGAUGACACCAAGCGUACGUCUUGUGAUUUUUAAGAAGUGUUCCAACACGUCCCCAGUUUACAACUUGAUUAACCUGCAUUCAAGUCAGGGAGGCACCAGCCACCCUGUCAUGACUGUUGGUGUUUUAAAGACACUGGACUGGCAGAGAAAGUGUCUUGCCAGGUGACGGGGUGAAUACAUAAUAAGAUGUCCAGCUGGCAAUCAAAGCAAAUGUAAGGAUGUGGAGAAAAAAACUUGAAAUAAUAUUGGUCAGAUUUUCUUUUUUCAGACGAGCAGUUCCUUUGUUAUCUGAUGGAACCAUCUGGAUGUUUCUACAAGACUAGACUUGUAUUGGUAGUGUCACAUAUACACAUUUGGCUUUGAGGGUGGAGUGGAAAAAUGAAGAAAAACAAUUGAUCACUUGGUACAUUCAGGUGAAGUGUUUAUGACACAUACUUUAAAAUAAAGAUAUUUUGAUUGUAUUGUAGUGCAUUUUAUUGAAUAGUUAUUUUUUAAUCUUACCUCACUUACAACCAUAAGCGGAUUUUAAGGGGGGCCACCAGGCUGCCCCCUGGUGGUCAAAAAGUGUCAUUUCAUGAAAUUGACUUUUCUUAUAUAUAUAAAAGUUGUAAAGCAGGGGCCCCAUCUGCCGGGCCACGGACAGGUAACUUUUUAGCCUUUUUCCGGCCCUUGUGCCUUCUCCUUAGUUUACUCGCUGACUAGGUUCGUGCCAUUUUU
Molecule: messenger RNA, 2835 nt
Organism: Corythoichthys intestinalis (scribbled pipefish)
Lineage: Eukaryota; Metazoa; Chordata; Actinopteri; Syngnathiformes; Syngnathidae
Product: beta-1,3-galactosyltransferase 1
Exons: 2
Coding region: 211-1359 (382 amino acids)
Cellular component (GO): Golgi membrane
Molecular function (GO): N-acetyl-beta-D-glucosaminide beta-(1,3)-galactosyltransferase activity
Source: RefSeq, a predicted model, not a curated record